AUGUCGAGAAAUCGGACAAAAUACUAUGGAAACUCGGGGCCUCUUUCACGCGUUUACAGCGCGUUUCUUCACCAGGUCUCCCGCCUCGACUUUUCCCUGUCGCCCACGGUCACCAUAGCCAAGCUCAGAGCCCACGAAUUCACAAGGGGAGAUGUUGUAUAUCUAUUUCAUGCCGCUGGAGCUCUCUUCUGGCUGUACAUUAUGGAGAAGCCGCCGUUUCCGAUCAAGCUCGUUAUUCCAGCACUGUUUACACUUGGAAUGCUGGUGCCGCUGACGAGCCAAUUUCUCCUCCCUGCGAUCCCCGUACUCGCAUGGGUUCUUACUUACUACUCCUCGCGCUUCCUCCCGCCCUCGAGCCGCCCGCCCAUCUCCGUCACCGUUCUCCCGACGCUCGAAAGCGUCCUUUACGGCGCAAACAUCUCCGACAUUCUCACCAGAUUCACGCAUCCAGUCCUUGACGUGAUCGCUUGGCUGCCGUACGGCGUCCUGCACUUUUCCCUCCCAGUCGUUGUCAGCAUCCUUCUAUGGCUCUUUGCACCAAAACCAGCCCUCCAAUAUUGGGCAAGCGCAUUCGGAUACCUCAAUCUAGCUGGAGUACUUUGUCAAAUUGCGUUCCCAUGCGCUCCUCCGUGGUACGAGCUCAUCUACGGCCUCACGCCGGCAAACUAUGGCAUGCCAGGGUCUGCGGCUGGAUUAGCGCGAAUAGACGCGCUGCUCGGCGGCACGGGCUACCAAACCACCUUUUCGGGAGCACCUGUGCCAUUUGGUGCAUUCCCUUCUUUACACUCUGCUUGUGCGACGAUUGAGGCUCUCUUCGUCUCCCAUUUCUUCCCUUCGUUCACCCGGUUCGCCUGGGCGUACGUUGCCGUGCUGUACUGGUCAACAAUGUACCUCGCCCAUCACUAUCUCAUCGACGUCGUCGCCGGUGCAUCCCUCGCUGUACUCUGCUUCCAUCUCUUUAUGCCCGAAUCUCUCCGUCACCUCGAAAAACACCCCACAUCUUCUGCAAAUGGAAACCGAGGGCGCAGCAAGUACGAGAUUUACGACCUAGAAGACCGAAGACGGAAUCGUGGAAUCGUACCUGGCAGUCCGGAAUCGAGCUUGUCUUCAGGAAGGCAUUCGAUGACUCUCGAGGACGAGGGACAGGACAUUGCGGUCCAGUAUGGCGGGAUGAUGAGCCCGAAUCCACCUGAUUCGGCUGCGCCGCUUAUCAUGCCCUCACCACUUCCAAGGGAAGUCAGACAGUGGAAAGGCGUUGGACCUGUGCCCGCGUCCAAAGCGGCACAUCGCCAUACAGCUAGUAUUGCGAGCCUUAUUCGAGCAGAUGACCGCGUCGAGGGCGGUUGGAGUCCCGUCUCGUCGAAGCGUUUUGUAUUCCCACCAGCAAAAGGGCUUAAUGGAGCUUCGGGAUCGUCGUCUCGGGAACAGUGA
Messenger RNA from Serendipita indica DSM 11827, 1431 nucleotides. The record is from the annotation of a GenBank genome assembly. NCBI's taxonomy places the organism in Eukaryota, Fungi, Basidiomycota, Agaricomycetes, Sebacinales, Serendipitaceae.